This is a messenger RNA of Haemonchus placei, 918 nucleotides long. NCBI's taxonomy places the organism in Eukaryota, Metazoa, Nematoda, Chromadorea, Rhabditida, Trichostrongylidae. The record is from the annotation of a GenBank genome assembly.
AUGGUUAUAUGUCGUUUCUGUGGUGGACGCCGAGAGGAAAGCGAUCUUCGCCGUAGUCAAUCCAGAGGGACUGUGCUUGUCAUGUUGUGUGCAUUGUUGGAGAAGAAAACAAUAAACAUGCCUGCUGCCCAAACCUUGUAUGAAGGAUGCGUACGUUUGCGUAAACGCAUCUGCAAAAGUCAUUUUCAUGAAGCGGCUCUUUAUAUUGGCGAGAUGGUUUCUAAAAGAUGCAGCGGCUUUGAUGUGGAGGAUUUGCAGGACCUCUUCACGGUGCCAGCUCGAGUUAUGAGAGAGAUUGUUGAUCGUUUUGAGCCCUACCGUGAUGAAAUUGAUCCUGGAAUCCCUUUGACAUCCUAUAAAUUGGCUUCGUUCCAUCGCGACUUUAGUAGAUUUAAAAUGGACGCGUUUCUUGAGUAUUGGGGGAAAACAGAUUCCGAUCAAGGCGAUAUUGUUGGCGCAACAGUCGAUUCGGACGAGAUGAACGAGGCUUCAGUUAGCCAACCUGAUACUCAGAACAUGAUUUUUCCAAGUGAUGACAAUAGCGACACUGCGAUGUUUUCCUGCGUGAAGGAAGAGAUUCAAGAUCCAGAUUUAAUUUUGGCAGAAGAUAGCCAUGAAGUGGAGCCCAUAUCCGCAUCAUCGCUGUUAGAAACCUCCACGGGCGCCGAAGAUGUUUUGGAUCAUAGCGUUGACAGUCUUGAAGCCAAUAGCAGUCCUGGUCUUCCAGCCGAAUCCUUGUUGGGCUGCUCAUCCUGCGCAAAAUUACAUUCAAGGAUGGCGGAGCUUCAGAAUAUUGUGAAAAAGCUCAAUGAUAGGGUGAUGGAGCUCGAAAAUGCACAAAUGCUCCAAAAAUUGGUGAAAAAAGAAGAUCAAAUUUCACAGACAUUCAGUAAUGCAGUGAACUCGGAAAUGAGAUGA